AUGCAUCACUUCAUCUUCAUGCGUCCACCCCCAGGAGCCCCCAUGCACCACUUCCGCCCGCCCCCCGGCGCCUCCCCCCUCCCCUUCCCCUUCCCGGGCAUGCCCCGCGCGCCCAGCCCCUUCCCCCACGCCCUGGCGCGUCCGCCCUCCCUUCCUCCGCCCAACAUGCGCCUCCCCGCGCCUCCCCACGGGGGGAGCGCGCCCCUGAGCUCGUUUCUGGCGGCUGCUGCGUCGAGGGGAGGGGCUGGUGCGGGGGGAACGGGGGGAGUGGGCGGGGAGAAGGCGCAGACGACUGUGUAUGUGGGGAAGCUCGCGCCCUCUGUUGACGAUACGCUGGUGGUUAAACUGCUGGAGCUGUGCGGCCCAUUGAGGAGCUGGAAGAGGGCGUCGGACCCAACCACCGGCAGUCCCAAGGGGUUUGGGUUCUGCGAGUUUGACUCGGCUGAUGGCGUGUUGCGCGCCCUGCGCCUGCUCAACCGCCGCGAGAUCGAUGGCCAGAACCUGCUGCUGAACGUCAAUGCAGCCACAAGGGAGUAUCUGGAGCGCGUGGUAGCUUCCAGGAAAGCCUCCUUUGCCGCCCUCGAAGCUUCCAGGAAAGGAUUGGCUGACCAGGGCGGGAAGGCGGGAGGGGAGGGAGAGGGCGAAGGGGACAAGGCGAAUGGGAAGGAGGAGAAGAGUGAGGAGGCUGAUGGGGUAAAGGCAGGGGAAGGGGUAGGAGGAGCGAAGGAAGAUGAGAGAGAAGGGAAAGGGGAGGAGGGGAAGGAAGGGAGCAAGGAGGGAGAGGAGGAGGGGGAGAAGAAGGGAGAGGAGAAGACGGAGGACGAGGAGGAGAGGAGGAAGGAGGAGGAGGCGAGGGUGUUUGGGCUGGUGACGCCUGAAGACAAGGACAAGGACGAAGCCGCUCUGGCAAAGCUCAAUAGCAUGCUUCAGGAGAGGGCGAAGCUGCUGCCACCACCACCGCCACCGCCUCUCAAGGACAGCAGCAAGGAGGCUGACACGUCUGUCGCUGAAUCAGGAGGUGACGGGCGCAGGCGGGAGGGCAGGAAGCGAGAGAGGGAAGAUGCUGAUUCUGACGAUGAUGAUCAUGGGCAUGAGCGGUCCAGGCACAGGGACAGGGAGAGGGAGCGAGACAGGGAGCGGGACAGGGAGCGGGAGAGGGGUGAUGAGGAUGAUCGGGAGAAGGAGAGGGACGGGGAGAGGGAGAGGGAGAAACCGAGGGAGCAUAAGAGUGCAAAGGAGUGGGAGAAGGAGAGGGAGCAGCGGGAGAAGGAGCGGGAGGAGAGGGGCAAAGAGAGGGAGUAUGAACGGCUGGAGCAGAGGAGGGAGAGGGAGAGGGGGCGCAGGGAGAGAGACAGGGAGAUGAACUUGAGAGAGCUUGACAGGCUUGUGCUGCUGGGAGGGCAAGCUGCUGCUGCCACAGUUGUGGAGGUUGAAGGUGGGGAGGGUGAAGGUGGGGAGGGUGAAGGUGGGGAGGGUGAAGGUGGGGAGGGUGAAGGUGGGGAGGGUGAAGGUGGGGAGGGUGCUGACGGAAUUGGAGGAGAUGUGUUGGUGAAGACAGAAGAGACGAACGGGUUCAUUCCAGCAGCAGCAGAAGAGGAUACAGAAGCUACUGCUCUUGCUGCUGCGCCGGCAUCACCACCUGCGCCUGUCCCCCCGCCGCUUCCUGAAGUGAAGUUCUCGCUACCCAGUCUGGCAGAUCUGCUUCCCUCCCUCCACCCACCCUCUGCUGCCGCUGCUGCAGCUGCUGGGUCACCUGCGGGGCUGCAGGCAGGGCAGAUGGCGGGUGGCGAGGGAGUAGGGGGUCCGCGGCAGGGAGGGAGGGGCAGGGAAUCGGAGGUGGAUGCGCUAGUGCGAGCUGUGGCGGCCCAUGCCAAGGACAGGGAGGGGCGCGCAGGUACGUCGCUGAUUGACUCCAUCCCCAAGAGCAAGGACGAGCUCUUUGCUGUGCCCAUCAACUGGACCGUCUAUGAUGAGAGCGCCCUGCACCAGCGCAUGCGGCCAUGGGUGGCGAAGAAGAUCCAGGAGUUCCUUGGGGAGGAGGAGCCCACGCUGGUGGACUUCAUUCUCUCCAAGUCGCAGCAGCAUGUGGGCGGGGCUGCGCUGCUGGGGCUGCUGGAGCCCAUACUGGACGAGGAGGCGGAGAUGUUUGUGCUCAAGAUGUGGCGCAUGCUCAUCUUUGAGAUCAAACGCGUUGAGAUGGGGCUCACGGGGAAGGCCGGUGGGAAGUAG
Closterium sp. Yama58-4 is the source of this 2229-nucleotide messenger RNA. The record is from the annotation of a GenBank genome assembly. Lineage: Eukaryota; Viridiplantae; Streptophyta; Zygnematophyceae; Desmidiales; Closteriaceae.